AUGUAAGCAUUCUCAAACCAAAUCAUAUCUCUCCCUUCAACUCUAUCUAUCUAUCUUAUUCAUCCUUUUGUGAACAAAAAUAUGUCAUUCCCUCCACCAAAUGAUCCUUCCAGAGGAUGUUCCUCAGAAUUCUCACAGCCUCUAGGGCAACAAGAUUUGGCUGAAGCUCGAAAUUUGUUGGAGAAUCUGAACCGUGUUAACGUUGUUCAAGGAAACUUGACAGAAGUUGUAUACAGAACAGGUGACCUAGAUCUUGAUAUCCGUCGCCCUGUGUAUCGUUGGGACAGAAGGCCCUACCAAGAGAUCUUUGCUAAUGGCUUCCAAGCAUGGCCACAGGGACAAACUCCCAACAACACUUACUAUGAUCUGCUUCACUUCAUUCAACAUGCAGGUGCUCCUCUUGAUUCAAACAGGCCUCCAACUACAACACACGCCUUUGUGAGCACCACUCUCAACAAUGCAUGGCAACCAACCCCUUCCACCCAGGUCCUCCCACCAGGCUCUCAGAUUCAGUUUUAUCGCUAUGAAGUUUAUGCUCCUGGUGGCAUUUGGGUCGCUGUCACCCUUGGGAAUCGAUACUCCUACGUUUCUCAGGCUGAGGUUUGCUUUGCCGGAGGCAUUGCUCCUCAGUACAUUCGAUCCUGUCUCAUAUUCACAGCAACACGUGAAGCCGGAUCAAGGUAUGUGAGAUUACGGAGAGAAACAAGAUUGAUCAUAAACAGGAAUUUCAAUCCAGAGUCCGCUCCUUACAAUCAAGUAGUAAUUGUUAUGCCUGUUUACUACUACAGGGAUGAUAACGGUGACAACAGAUACCUACCAGAAGAAACUUAUCCGCCUAUCAGAGAGAAAAGACUGGUCUUGGAAGCUGAUAACGAUGCUGUUCUUGACUGGUAUACUACUAAAGUUGUAGAGGUACCAAGUUACAUAGAUUCUGCAUUUCGUUCAUCAAAACCAAAUGAAGUUUAUUUCUUCUUGAAAAAUAAGUAUGUGCGGGUGUAUUACACUCCUGGAGACACAAAAGAUAAGAUCCUCACUGAUCUGCGUUUGAUCUGUGAUGGCUUUCCAUCACUUCUUGAUACGCCGUUUGGAGAAUAUGGAAUAGACUGUGCCUUCGAUACUGAAGCUAGCAAAGCAUAUAUCUUCUCCACCAAUCUCUGUGCCUACAUUGACUAUGCUCCAGGAACUAUGGAUGACAAGAUACUGUCGGGUCCUAUGACAAUUGCAGCCAUGUUUCCAGUCUUGAAAAACACUGUGUUUGAGAAUGGUAUAGACUCUGCAUUUAGGUCAACCAGAGGCAAAGAAGUUUACUUAUUCAAGAACAAUAAGUAUGUUCGCAUAGCCUACGAUUCAAAGCAGCUUGUUGGCAGCAUUCGCAACAUCGGUGAUGGGUUUCCUAUUCUGAAAGGUACGAUCUUUGAAAGUGGAAUCGAUGCGUGUUAUGCUUCUCAUGUGGAGUCUGAAGCUUACCUUUUCAAAGGAGACAAGUAUGGGCGAAUCAAAUUCAGCCCAGGUACAUAUGAUGACACUCUUAUAGGUGAUGUGAAGCCUAUCCUCGAUUUUUGGCCAUGUCUUAAGGGCACUCUGCCUCGCGACAAUAAAGGACUUGAUGCUCAUUCUCACUCUGAUCAUCAAGAACCUUACCCUGAUCAGCAUGAUGAGCUUUGAUAUAAAAGAAACAGAUGUGGUAAUAUGAUAAGAAUAAGGCUUCUGUAGCCAAUGUUUGCUUCCAUUUCUUUCCUAUUGUAAAAUAAGUGUGUGUGGAUGUUUGUUUUCCGUUCUUGUAUGUGUAUUUAAUGGCUUAAUAAUUAAUAGAAGUGUGUUGUUUGGUUCAACAAAGCAUUUCAUAAUG
This is a messenger RNA of Vigna unguiculata (cowpea), 1849 nucleotides long. RefSeq lists its product as uncharacterized. Lineage: Eukaryota; Viridiplantae; Streptophyta; Magnoliopsida; Fabales; Fabaceae. The record is from RefSeq and is a predicted model, not a curated record.